Penaeus chinensis is the source of this 798-nucleotide messenger RNA. RefSeq lists its product as uncharacterized. The transcript has 5 exons. Lineage: Eukaryota; Metazoa; Arthropoda; Malacostraca; Decapoda; Penaeidae. The coding region runs from base 1 to 798 and encodes 265 amino acids. The record is from RefSeq and is a predicted model, not a curated record.
AUGGCCGCCUACUCGGAGCCUCAGAAGUACCUCUGCCCGACUUGUAACGCAUAUUUCUUAGAUUUGGAAGAAACUCAGGGACACGUAAUGACUUGUAGUACGUGUCUGACCACCAAAGAAUAUAAUAAGUGUAAAUUUACAUCAUGUUCUGCCAUUAUAUGGUCAACAACAGCAACGUUGUUGUUGAUAAAAGCAUACAGUGACCAUAAACAUAGUUUUUCCAGCAGUACAAAGAAGAAAUACAAAAUAUGGGAAGAUAUUGCUUCAAUGCUGCACUAUGCUGGACAUCCUGUCACUGGGGAAAUUUGUGACAAAAAUAUGCGCGGACUAAAAAACAGAUACAAAAUAAUUAAAGAUAAUGCAAAGUUAAGUGGACGAGGCAGUGACACACAAUGGCCAUUCCUUGAAGCAAUGGUUCUUGGACGUGAUCCUAGUGUAAUACCAGUUGCAAAAGAGUCGUCAUUAAUGAUAGGUCAACCUUCGACUAGUGCUGGACCAUCUGAAGUUGUGGAACUUCCAGUGCCAUCACCAUCACAGUCUACCAGUUCAAGAACUCUCUCACCAGCUCCAUCAUCAUCAUCCCUUCCACCACCAAGAUCUCAUAAACAGAGGCGUUCGGAAGAACAAGAGACGUCACAGAGGAGAAAACAUGUCAUCUCAGCACUAGACAAAUUAGCUGAUCUUGUUGUCGAGAGAAAUGUUGUGUUAGAAAGGUUUAUGCCAUCUUUAAGUAACCAGCAUGACCAGUACUUGCAGUGCUUAAACAUCAGGAUAAGUUCAGACUGUGAUAUAGUGUAA